Kogia breviceps (pygmy sperm whale) is the source of this 3885-nucleotide messenger RNA. RefSeq names its product semaphorin 3D (gene SEMA3D). NCBI's taxonomy places the organism in Eukaryota, Metazoa, Chordata, Mammalia, Artiodactyla, Physeteridae. Gene Ontology annotation, cellular component: plasma membrane. Gene Ontology annotation, molecular function: semaphorin receptor binding; chemorepellent activity. Gene Ontology annotation, biological process: negative chemotaxis; neural crest cell migration; semaphorin-plexin signaling pathway. The record is from RefSeq and is a predicted model, not a curated record.
CUCGCACGCCCACCGCCUGCAUCCCCUUCCUCUCUCCCGGAAAAGACAGCGGGCACAGAGAGAGGACGAGAAGAGUUCGCGGCAGAGUCGUGGUAACCAUCUGAGUGGUCACGUUGCUUGUAUCUUAUGCAUACAGACUGAUACCAGCUGUUUCCCAGGACGUGCCUCGCUCCAUACCAGAUUGAUCUUAACUUCUGAGAUUUAAGAUUAAAUUAACGCUGUUUGAAACAGAACAUUGUUUUCAUCAUGAUUGUUACUAAAGAUGAGAGACCAAAGUCCAGAAACCAUGAUUUUUACCUUUUUCAUGCCCUGAUGGUGCUAAGCAUGACCAUGCUGUUUCUUCCAGUCAUUGGAACGUCUAAGCAAAAUAUUCCACGACUCAAGCUAACCUACAAAGACUUGCUGCUUUCAAAUAGCUGUAUUCCCUUUUUGGGCUCAUCAGAAGGACUGGAUUUCCAAACCACUUUGUUAGAUGAGGAGAGGGGCAGGCUGCUGCUGGGAGCCAAGGACCACAUCUUCCUGCUCAGUCUGGUUGACUUAAACAAAAAUUUUAAGAAGAUUUAUUGGCCUGCUGCAAAGGAACGGGUGGAAUUGUGUAAAUUAGCUGGGAAAGAUGCCAAUACAGAAUGUGCAAAUUUCAUCCGGGUACUUCAACCCUAUAACAAAACUCAUGUUUAUGUGUGUGGAACUGGAGCAUUUCAUCCAAUAUGUGGAUAUAUUGAUCUUGGAAUCUACAAGGAGGAAGUUAUGUUCAAACUAGACACACAUCAUUUGGAGUCUGGCAGACUGAAAUGUCCUUUUGAUCCUCAGCAGCCUUUUGCUUCAGUAAUGACAGAUGAGUACCUCUACUCUGGAACAGCUUCUGAUUUCCUUGGCAAGGAUACUGCAUUCACUCGGUCCCUUGGGCCUACUCAUGACCACCAUUACAUCAGAACUGAUAUUUCGGAGCACCACUGGCUCAAUGGAGCAAAAUUUAUUGGAACUUUCCCCAUCCCAGACACCUAUAAUCCAGAUGAUGAUAAAAUAUAUUUCUUCUUUCGUGAAUCAUCUCAAGAAGGGAGUACUUCUGAUAAGACCAUCCUUUCUCGAGUUGGAAGAGUUUGUAAGAAUGAUGUAGGAGGACAACGCAGCCUGAUAAACAAAUGGACCACUUUUCUCAAGGCUAGACUGAUUUGCUCAAUUCCUGGAAGUGAUGGGGCAGAUACUCAUUUUGAUGAGCUUCAAGACAUUUACUUACUCCCCACAAGAGAUGAAAGAAAUCCUGUAGUAUAUGGAGUCUUUACCACAACCAGCUCCAUCUUCAAAGGGUCUGCUGUGUGUGUGUAUAGCAUGGCCGACAUCAGAGCAGUUUUUAAUGGUCCAUAUGCACAUAAGGAAAGUGCAGAUCAUCGUUGGGUGCAGUAUGAUGGAAGAAUUCCUUAUCCCCGACCUGGUACAUGUCCAAGCAAAACCUAUGACCCACUGAUUAAAUCCACCCGAGAUUUUCCAGACGAUGUCAUCAGUUUCAUAAAGCGGCACCCUGUGAUGUAUAAGUCAGUAUAUCCAGUUGUGGGAGGACCAACAUUCAAGCGCAUCAAUGUGGAUUACAGACUGACACAGAUUGUGGUGGAUCAUGUUGUCGCAGAAGAUGGCCAGUACGAUGUGAUGUUUCUUGGAACAGACAUUGGAACAGUCCUAAAAGUUGUCAGCAUUUCAAAGGAGAAGUGGAAAAUGGAAGAGGUGGUACUGGAGGAGUUACACAUAUUCAAGCAUUCAUCAAUCAUCUUGAACAUGGAGUUGUCUCUGAAGCAGCAACAGUUGUACGUUGGUUCCCGAGAUGGACUGGUUCAGCUUUCCCUGCACAGAUGUGACACUUAUGGGAAAGCUUGUGCAGACUGUUGUCUUGCCAGAGACCCCUACUGUGCCUGGGAUGGAAAUGCAUGCUCUCGCUAUGCACCCACUUCAAAAAGGCGAGCUAGACGCCAAGAUGUGAAGUAUGGGGACCCAAUCACCCAGUGCUGGGACAUAGAAGACAGCAUUAGUCAUGAAGCUGCUGAUGAAAAGGUGAUUUUUGGCAUUGAAUUUAAUUCAACCUUUCUGGAAUGUAUACCUAAAUCCCAACAAGCAUCUAUUAAGUGGUAUAUCCAGCGGUCAGGAGACGAAUAUCGAGAGGAGUUGAAACCCGAUGAAAGGAUCAUCAAAACAGAAUACGGGCUACUGAUUCGAAGUCUGCAGAAGAAGGACUCUGGGAUGUAUUACUGCAAAGCACAGGAGCACGCUUUUAUCCAUACCAUAGUGAAGCUGACUUUGAAUGUCAUUCAGAAUGAACAGAUGGAAAACACCCAGAGGGCAGAGCACGAGGAGGGGCGGGUCAAGGAUCUGUUGGCUGAGUCACGGUUGAGAUACAAAGACUAUAUCCAAAUCCUUAGCAGCCCCAACUUCAGCCUCGACCAGUACUGCGAACAGAUGUGGCACAGGGAGAAGCGGAGACAGCGAAACAAGGGCGGCCCAAAGUGGAAGCACAUGCAGGAAAUGAAGAAGAAACGAAAUCGAAGACAUCACAGAGACCUAGAGGAGCUUUCUAGAGCUGUGGCUACAUAGUUCUCUAUUUAAUUUAAAGAAAAAGAAUUCUUCACCUGCAAAAAUACUGUCUUCUGUUUUAUUCAUCCUUAUAUUAACUCAUAAGAGCUUUCCAUGGAGUUUUGCUAAAGCACAAGAACAGUAAUGAAUAAGACUGUAUCUGGUGGAGAAGGCAUUAGUAAGGGCAAACCAUUCAUCUGAACCAAUUUUCCAAGAACUAAACUUACACCUGCAAAGUAUCAGAACUAUCUCAAAAGAGGGGCUUUACAUUUGUAAAUGUCUUACAGUCUGAGUUUUUGAAUUUAUUAUGUUACAUAAAUAACUGAGCUAAGAAAGCAUCAAAUUUGACAUUGUAAUGAGGUGCUUUAUUUCCCUUGUAUGGCCUUUAAGCAUGGAGUUUACCAUGCGGUUGUGCUCUAUGUUCUUAUGAACAGAUACAUCAUUCCACCCUAGAACUGGCUACCUGGUGGUAGGAUUGGAGGGAAGAUAUAAGAUACAGCUCACAUUAUCAACAGGAACUUUCCCAGUGAGCCAUUCACUCUUGGUGCAUGGUUUAGGAAUUUGGAGAGGUGCAUGACUCCUUUCAGACUCCAGGGGUUACAUUUAGUGUCCUGGAGCAUUGAUUUACUGAAGGGCAUAAAUGUUCCUCCCAGGAUUCCUUAUGACUUGUCAGGAUAACAGGUUCACAGAGAGAAGUUGGUGCUCAGUUAUGUGUCUUUAGAAUAUAUGCUGAGCUUUACAGGGACAGAAUGCUUAAUAAAUAUUUUAAUAGGAUAUGGGAAAGCAUUUAAAUAAAAUCAGGGAAACAUCAUGAUGUAUACUGCAUCCUAAUGGAAAAGCACGCAGCUGGGAUUUGUUAAGAGAAAGAAAGAAAGACAGCCAUAAAUUCUGGCUUUGGGGAAAACUCACAUCCCCAUAAAAAGGAAGAACAAUCACAAAUACAGUGCGUGAAAUGUACUGUAGCUUUACUCACUGGAAUAUAAGUAGCUGCCAAUUUGUAAUCCAUCUGUUAAAAAAAACCCUCUAGAUUAUAACAAACUGCUAGCAAAAGUCUGAGGAAAACUAAAUUUUCUAAAGGAUCAUGGGAAAAAUGAACACAAAUUUAUUUACAACCAAUGGGAUUUCAGUAUGUACUUCCUCUCUUUUUUCUAAAAAUGCAUCAUGCCCUAUAAAUUUCUAUUUACUGCCUUUAUGCUCUCCCAAAUAUUGGAUUAUUAGAUUUUAUUAGAGUGAAUAGGAAAAAACAAUAUAUACAUAUAUAGAGAGAUAGAAUUAGGUAGACAACAGUGGCGGGGUGUGCGGAUACUAUAUAUUUGUUGAAUAACA